Messenger RNA from Brachypodium distachyon (stiff brome), 2100 nucleotides. Its product is annotated as CDT1-like protein a, chloroplastic. The record is from RefSeq and is a predicted model, not a curated record. Gene Ontology annotation, biological process: DNA replication preinitiation complex assembly; regulation of DNA-templated DNA replication initiation; mitotic cell cycle. Bases 70 to 1800 code for a protein of 576 amino acids. Gene Ontology annotation, molecular function: DNA polymerase binding; DNA binding. The transcript has 7 exons. NCBI's taxonomy places the organism in Eukaryota, Viridiplantae, Streptophyta, Magnoliopsida, Poales, Poaceae. Gene Ontology annotation, cellular component: nucleus.
AGUUCCUCCUACAUAAAUCCCCCAAUCCUCCUUCCACAAACCCUACCCUACCAGAUCCUCCUCCUCCCGAUGGACGCCGCCAGCCCAUCCAAGAAGGCCAAGACGAUGGCGGCGCCGGCGGGUUCCAUCGCUGGGACGCCGCAGAAACUCAAGAAGGCGGGCUUAUUUGCCGACCAGAUCUCGACGCCGGAGAAGCCAGCGCAGAAGGUUGUGGCGCCGGCGGCGGAGGAUCUGACCUGGACGCCAGAAAAGGUGGAGUCGACGCGGAGGGCGCGCAACGGCACCGUGGCGUUGUCCGUGAAGGAAGUCCGGCGGGCCGCGCUCGGGCUGCGGCGGGCGGAAAAGGGCCCUGCGGAGGCCGCCCAGGAGGACCCGCUCGAGUCCGUCGAGCGGGAGCUCGGCGUGGGCGCCGGCGCGGGCCGGAGCCCCGUCAAGCGCAAGCCCGAGGUCAAGCUCCCGGAAAGCUAUGAGAUGCUCUGCGAGUUCUUCAAUUGCUUUGAGAGCUCCACCCGACUUCUCCGCAUGAAGGGAUCCAAGGCAACCUUCCCCAACAUCUGCGCUAGCAUUCAGAAUUUAUCCGAGCGGAGGUUUACCUACGGCAACCUGGCGCAGCUCAAGUACAUAAUGCCCGAGGCUAUUGUCAUCAACAAGAUACUCCUGCGUGAUGAGAAGACUUGCUGUAUGAAGCCUGAUCUUCAGGUGAACCUCCUGGUUGAUGCAAUUGAGGGCUGUGCGACGCAAAAGGGUGAAACUCAGUACUCAGCCUUGAGAAGGAUCUUCAGGCAGAGGCUUGUGGAUUUCUUCAGGAGCCAUCCUGAGGGAGAUGACAUUCCAGAGCAUGAGCUGCCGCAUCCGUUUACUCGGACAAAAUCAAGUGUGGCUCAGUUCUCACCAAGAGUUCCUCAAGUUGCACCUGCUGUGCCAUCACCGUGUCUCGCCGAACAGCAGCCUGUUAUGAUGUCUCACAUGUCACAUUCCUUCAAGAGAAGGUUUUCACAGAGAUCUUCAACCUGUCCUGCAACUGCUAGUGGAACCAGUCCAGUGGCAAAGGUUGAGCCAACAACUACCCAAUCUCCAUUGAGCAGGAAGUCGCUACUCAGUUCUGAUUCUGGUGGCAUAGAUCAUGAAGCCCAAGUGCAAGAAAAAGGUGGCAAUGAUGUUGCACUAAAGUUUGGUGUUUCAGAAGGGACUCCUGCUAAGUUUGCUUCUACACCAGUGAGAUUAAUGGCAGCCACACCGGGCCUUCACACACCAAAGCGCCCAAUCUCUGCUACUGUGUGCGACACACCACCCCUGACGAUGGCCAAGCGUUCAGCCAGGGCAAAAUUGUUCAUGACCCCUACAAAGAAUGCAAGUAGUAUGGAGGAAAAGAACCAAAGUACGAGCACGUCUGCCAUUGAUGAUGAUGACGAGUUACUCAGUUUCCUUCCCAAGUCUCUCUUGCAGUCGGUCAAGGAGAAGGAGAAGAGGGCCUUAGAGGAGAAGGAAACAGGCUUUGCCGGCCAGGUUCAAAGGCAAAAGCUUAUAGCAUCCCUGCCCAGUACCUUCGACAUCAUCUUCCUUAUCUAUCAGUCAAAGCAGCGUUCUGUAAUGACAAAGCAGGAACUCAUCCACAAGAUAACUGCAAGUAACCCGAAGAUAGUGGACAGGGGCGAGGUCGAAGAGCAAUUGAGAUUGUUGCAAGAGUUUGUUCCAGAGUGGAUCUCUGAGAAGACCGCACGAACUGGAGAUGUUCUAUGCUGCGUCGAUACAGCACUGAGCCAGGCAGAGAUUCGACAAAGGCUGUAUGGUGCUGAGUAGGGUGGAGCACAAAUUCAGAGCACCUUGUUUAGGAUGUAGGAGUACCAUACGUGAAGUUUGUGCCUAGAGACUAGAAGGUACAGAGUAUCAAGAUACCAUUGUCCAUCAGACGGAUGCAGCUUCACUUCUGUUCAAGUUCAGACAGAAUCCUCACUAAAUGAAUGAAUGACAUGUAUAGCUGAACUAUUCUAACCAACUGAUGAUGUUGUCUUCUUCUUUCAUAAUGUUUAAAUCCAUUGUCUGUUAUGUACUCAUUGGAAUGAAUUAUAUGAAUGAAUGACAUGUACUCAUUUAAAUCCA